UAUAAAAAUCCAAAAAAAAAAAAAAAAUUAAGAAGCUUCAACAAAUAUAUAUUUAUACAGACAGCGCAAAAUUGAUAAAGUUAUACAACAAUGAGCAGUCAGGGACACCACAAGAUGCAGGGCGGACGUGGCGGCGGUCUGGCAACGCUGGCCAACGGCAAAAAUCACACAGAUGCCACGGAUGAGAUUGAUCUGGGCGAUCGCUUCUCCGCGGACAUUGCGCGUCUCUGCAUGAACGAACGCUAUGCAGAUGUUGAAUUUAUUGUCGAGGAGCAACGAUUGCCGGCACAUCGCGCCAUUUUGGCGGCACGCAGCGAAUACUUUCGCGCCCUGCUCUAUGGCGGCAUGUCGGAGGCAACACAACGUGAAAUCUCACUGGAGGUGCCGCUAGAUCCGUUCAAGGUGCUGCUACGCUACAUAUACUCGGGCACCCUAUCGCUGGCCACACUGGACGAGGACGCUGUCAUCGGUGUGCUGGGCAUGGCCAAUCAGUAUGGCUUCGGGGAUCUGGAAAUGGCCAUAUCGAAAUACUUGCGUCAAUAUCUGGCAUUGAACAAUGUCUGCAUGAUACUGGAUGCGGCACGCCUCUACAAUCUCGAGGAGCUGACCCAGGUCUGUCACAUGUUUAUGGAUCGCAAUGCCGCCGAUUUGCUGCAGCAUGAUUCCUUCAAAAUGCUUUCAAAGGAAUCGCUGGAGGAGGUGCUGCGCCGCGACUGCUUCUUUGCGCCGGAGGUGCAAAUCUUUCUGGCCGUCUGGAAAUGGAGCCGUUAUAAUCCCGAUAUUGAUAUCAAAACCGUUGUCUCCUUUGUGCGUCUGCCGCUCAUGAAUCUCGAGCAUUUGCUGCAAGUGGUGCGCCCGUCCGGCAUAUUGGAGCCGGAUAAAAUACUGGACGCCAUCGAUGAGCGUAGCACAUCGAAGACUCUGCCGUAUCGUGCCGCACUCUGGCCGGAGGAGAAUGUGGCCACAGCCAAAUAUCUAUCGCGUUGCAUUCAGGGUGAAUGUCGUUCGGCCUUGCUGGACGGCGAUGUCACCUCGUACGAUAUGGAGCAUGGCUAUACGCGUCACUGCAUCACGGACAGCAAUGAUGCCGGCAUUGUUGUUGAAUUGGGCACCAUGUGCAUGGUCAAUCAUAUACGGAUGCUGCUCUGGGAUCGCGACAGUCGAGCCUACUCGUAUUUCGUUGAGGUCUCCGGCAAUCAGCAGCAAUGGGAGCGUGUAAUUGAUUACAGUGAAUACCAUUGCCGUUCCUGGCAGUUUUUGUACUUUGAGGCGCGUCCCGUGCGCUAUAUACGCCUUGUGGGCACACAGAAUACGGUCAAUCGGGUUUUCCAUGUGGUUGGCCUGGAGGCCAUGCACACAUCGAAUUCACCCAAAAUCAUAGACGGAUUUGUUGCGCCCGUUGCGAAUGUGGCCACCAUUGAGAUGAGCGCCAUUGUCACCGACGGCGUCAGUCGGACACGUAAUGCGCUCAUCAAUGGCGAUUUUUCGCGCUACGAUUGGGAUUCGGGCUAUACGUGCCAUCAGCUGGGCAGCGGCGAGAUUGUUGUGCGUCUGGGUCAGCCCUAUUAUGUGGGCUCAAUGCGUCUGCUUCUGUGGGACUGCGAUGAUCGCACUUAUAGCUUCUAUAUCGAGACCUCGACAAAUCGCAAGAAUUGGCAAAUCGUUGUCGAUAAGCGCAAUGAAAAUGCGCGCUCCUGGCAGAAUUUCCAUUUUACACCGCGUCCCAUUGUCUUUAUACGCAUUGUGGGCACACGCAAUACGGCAAAUGAGAUAUUCCACUGCGUUCAUCUGGAGUGCCCCACACAGGACGAGAGCUAUCUCAAGAAGAUAGCCGAGCAGAAAAAGGAGCGCCAGCUUGAACAAUCGCUGGAGCUGGAGGAUGAGAUUGCGACGACAUCGCGCGCCGCUGCUGCACUUUCCUUGUCGCAGGUCGUAUACCCAGCCGCCGCCGGCUUGCGCUGGUCACGCAACUCCACAGUAGCCGCAGCGAAUGUCACCAAUGAUGCGGACUUGCCGCGUGAACCGCACGAAAAUCCGUCAGCAUCGCCAGCCGGCUCAGCCUCGUCAACAGCAUCAUCGACGCCGCCAACGCCCAAGCGUUCACCGGUGCCAUUGGCAGAGCAGCAGCCGCAGCCGCAGCAGCAGCAACAGUGCCCAAGGCCGCAGUCUCCGCCGGAGGAGCUGCAACAUGAACGCGAGGCUGAUAGGCCGCUCGUAGAGCUGGCCAUUGAGGCGGAGCAGCCGCCGCCGCUUGAAGGCUGAAUGUGUGUGUGUGUGCGUGAGAGAUUCUCACCCCUGCCCCGCCCCCUAUGCAAUUUAGACAUUUUGAUUUGUUUAUUAUAUAUAUGUCGCAACUCGAAAUACUCCUGUGGUCAAAUGCGCUGUUAUUUACUUAAAUUUGUACAAGCGAACACUGUACAAUUGUUUUACACAAACAUAUGCCCAGCAGCGAUACAAUUUAUUAUUCUAAGCACUAACUUUAAUUACACUAAAUUAUACUACAAGUAUGUACAAACACACACACACAUAUAUAUAUAUAUAUGUACACACAUACACAUACACAUGCCCAGCCAAUGCGUCUCAACAAAUGGCAUCAUCUGAACCCAAUGACACUUAACAAUUGCUUGUACAAAUGCUUAUAUAUAUAUUAUACUAAACUCUUUCGUUGAUGCUAUUGUGUUGACGCGCCUGAGCCGUUGCGCUUAAUCCAAAAUGGUUGAAAAUUGUUUAUUCUGUAUAAGCUUUAAUUGUUUAUUGCAAAACAUUUUGUUACGUACG
Molecule: messenger RNA, 2778 nt
Organism: Drosophila novamexicana
Lineage: Eukaryota; Metazoa; Arthropoda; Insecta; Diptera; Drosophilidae
Gene: BTBD9
Product: BTB/POZ domain-containing protein 9
Exons: 4
Coding region: 91-2262 (723 amino acids)
Biological process (GO): modulation of chemical synaptic transmission; circadian behavior; adult locomotory behavior
Molecular function (GO): protein binding
Source: RefSeq, a predicted model, not a curated record